UGGUUUUAGCUGCUGUGAGCCAAACAUUCAAAGUGAUUGAUGUCACAACACCAACAGGUACAAUGGCACAAACAUCUCUACAAUGGCUGAUCUUUCUGACCUCACUGCUGAGCAGCACAACAAACCAAGUCUCUCUGACUGUGAGUCCCAGCAGCUCUCAGAUGGUUAUAGGACAGUUUGUCUCUCUGAGCUGUGAGGAGGACGACAGCUCUGCUGGAUGGACUCUGAGGAGGAACACAAGUAAUAAAACUGGGACUCAAACUGGGAAUCAGUGUGGAGAUGGCUGGGGAAGACCUGCUGGUUCUUACUGUAACAUCAGCUACAUGGUCCCAUCCCACAGUGGAGUUUACUGGUGUGAGUCCAGAGAGGGAGCAACCAGUAACAGCAUCAACAUCACUGUCACUGGUGGACCAGUGAUCCUGCAGAGUCCUGUCCUCCCUGUGAUGGAGGGAGAAGACCUCACUCUGACCUGUAAAACAAAAAUGUCCUCCAACCUCGCAGCUGGUUUCUAUAAAGAUGGCUCCUUCAUCAGGACUGAGCCUGCAGGUCACAUGACCAUCCACCAUGUUUCCAGGUCUAAUGAAGGCCUCUACAAGUGCAACAUCAGCAGUGUUGGAGAGUCUCCACCCAGCUGGGUCUCUGUCACAGGUGAGGAGGUUACCUUUGAUUUCAGGAGUCCAUUCAUCCAGAUAUUCACCUGA
This is a messenger RNA of Perca fluviatilis (European perch), 701 nucleotides long. RefSeq names its product Fc receptor-like B. Gene Ontology annotation, molecular function: transmembrane signaling receptor activity. The record is from RefSeq and is a predicted model, not a curated record. Lineage: Eukaryota; Metazoa; Chordata; Actinopteri; Perciformes; Percidae. Gene Ontology annotation, biological process: cell surface receptor signaling pathway. The transcript has 4 exons. Bases 63 to 701 code for a protein of 212 amino acids.